Staurois parvus is the source of this 319-nucleotide messenger RNA. The record is from the annotation of a GenBank genome assembly. NCBI's taxonomy places the organism in Eukaryota, Metazoa, Chordata, Amphibia, Anura, Ranidae.
AGCACUGCUGGGCACUGGUGGGCACAGGUGGGUGGCACUGGUGGGCACAGGUGGGUGGGCACAUGUGGGUGGCAGUGCUGUGCACAGGUAGGUGGCACUUCUGGGCACAGGUGUGUGGCACUGCUGGGUGGCACAGGUGGGUGCACUGCUGGGCACAGGUGGGAGCACUGCUGGGCACAGGUGGGAGCACUGCUGGGCACACGUGGGCGGAACUGGUGGGUGGCACUGCUGGGCACCGAUCAUCAGUGCCCUGAUGAUUGGUGCCAAUCCCUGCUCUGACAACUGCCGGUUCUCGGCACAUGUCAUUGGACACAGCUGA